AUGUCGACGGUGGCAUGGCGUGGUCUCGACAUCGACACGUGCGUCGGGCUUCUGAAGAGCGUGCGACUCGCUGCUCUUCGCAAGAUUCGCAGCACUUCUGGAGUAACCGCAAGCCUGCUACGAAGCAAACUCGAGAGGCUAGGACUUUUGCUGGACGCAAUCGACUUCGCGCAGCCCACUCGGCCUUUUUUGCAGACGCUUCUGGACCUCUUGGGCCUCCUGCUCGAUCGACUGGAGGAUCUGAUACUGGAAGCCAUUAGAACAAGUGUUCAAGAUGGAUCGACAGCGACGAUGACUAAGCUGGCUCUCCUGGCUAGCUUGAUGUCUGAGAAGGGAGAGGCAGAGGCUGCUGAGUCUUUAGAUCUGGAGCCACUGCAAGAUGCUCAGCGCGCGGACGACGUCCUAGAUACUCUCCAUAGCUUCCUUGAGGCGCUUGAGCGGUGUCCGCGCGCUACUGUCGAUCCGCAGGCCUUUACUCCAUCGGACAGUGCGGACAGUGUGGGCUUGCAAGACAGCGGCGAUGCUUGGCGCAUUCUGUUUGAUCUUCUCUCGAAACGCAUCGUCGAGUGCUCCUCGCAGCAUGAAGUCCAUCAAACGAGACUCUUUCUCGGCAGCUUGGCAGAUCAGGUCGAUGCUUUGCGGUUACUCUGCUCGGGUUCGAAUUCGCAAAAAUGGUACGCCGUCGACUUCCUUUUCAAAACAUCGAACAGGACCAUCACUCAGGGAAGCCUCUCAUCUGCGUGCGAACUGUGCAAUGUGCUGAGCAAGUCGCCCAAGCAUCGCGCGACCGAGAUCUUCUAUGACAAAGAAAAGAUAUGGCAUGUUGACCGAGGUAUGGUGCUCGAGCCCUCCCGAAGAGAUCCGCAGCUUCAGUCGCUGCAAGCCUGGCUGCUUGCACAACCAGCCCACAGAUACCGCAAAGCUUUGCAAUGCAUUCUCGCACAAUGGCUCAACUGCCUUUACGGCACGCCUUGGUUGCCAGAGUCAUAUGAUCUGGACAGCGUCUGCAUAGAUGGAAACCUCGCCAAGGAUGGCUAUCGUACACCAUAUGUCAAGUGUCGUUCGUGGCAGCCGAGCGAAUGCCCACAGGAUGGAAUCCCGGACGCCGCAUUCAUGAUCCGAUUCGGAAUACUCAUGCUCAGAAUUGAAUUUCCAGGAGUCAUCGAGCCCUUGAUCAUCGAGGGUGAGGACACAUUGGAUGCUGAAGAACUGGACGAGCUUCUCCAGGAUCUUUUGGAAGACGAAAGGAUUUGCGAGAAUCUCGAGGUUCGCAUGAGGAGCGUUCUGGAGGUCUGUCAGAAUUGGGACGCUGCGUCUCUCCCAGAACGCCGAGUCAUACUUGAAAAGAUUGUUGCGCCUCUACUGGAAGAAUUGAGGUUUCGAUUCGAAUUGGACGUUCCUGAUGUUCCUGACAGGACCGUAGUAGCGCAGGCCGGGAGCCAGGCUAUGCCGUCAAUAUUCGGAAUCAACGGCUCGGGACAGAUCCAGAAAAGAGUUAAGAUUGCCGUGAUCGACACUGGAAUCAACGAAAAGUCUCCAUCUGUCCACGGCCAUCUCUUCAGGAUCAAGCAAGAACGGAACAAGUUGCACGAGGAAGCACUCAGGAUGGGGCCCAUCGUCGCAAAGCAGUCAUUUGUCGGCGGUGACGGAUGUGUCAAUGAUGCAUAUGGUCAUGGAACAAGGGUUCUGAGUCUGCUCUUGCGGACUGCACCCGAUGCGGACUUCUAUAUCGCGAAGACCAGCACAAGAGCGAACGACGACGAUGCAGCUUCCGCAGAUCAUAUUAUUCAGGCACUUGACUGGGCCAUGGCACACGAAGUAGACCUGAUCAACAUGUCCUUCGGGUUUACGAGGCAACCAGAAGACGGGAGGUUGCAGCAGAAGUUUCGUGAUGUCCAUGCAAAAGGCAUCAAGAUGUUUGCUGCAGCAGCGAACCACGGACGCAACGGUCCCCGAUCCUUUCCCGCGAGUGCACAUGAGGUGAUAUGUGUGAAUGCAUCGUCCGGCCAAGGUGUAUGGAUAGGCAAUCUCAAUCCAUCCGCGACUGGCCACGCCGACAAAUGGAAUACGCUCGGAACUGGCAUCGAGUUUAUCGAGGCAUCGAAGAAGACGUACAAAUCCGGAACCUCUUAUGCUACGCCGUUGGCUGUUGGAAUCGUCGCGAAUGCCAUAGAUGUCAUGAGAUAUCUGCAGCACCAGAACCUCCUUUCAUCCAACCGGGCAAAUUACUUUCAAACAUACCAAGGCGUCGAGGAGCUCAUGAAGAUGAUGAGUACAGACGGUUUCCUGGCUCCCUGGACUCUUUGGAACGGAAAUGACAUUACACCUUCGGGUUUGGCGGCUAGACUGGAAUGGCAAAGCAGGUGA
Molecule: messenger RNA, 2367 nt
Organism: Zymoseptoria tritici IPO323
Lineage: Eukaryota; Fungi; Ascomycota; Dothideomycetes; Mycosphaerellales; Mycosphaerellaceae
Exons: 3
Coding region: 1-2367 (788 amino acids)
Biological process (GO): proteolysis
Cellular component (GO): cytosol
Molecular function (GO): serine-type endopeptidase activity; tripeptidyl-peptidase activity
Source: RefSeq, a predicted model, not a curated record